CCCAAACGGGCCCGAAACCGAACGAAACCCAGUUUACAAUUGCGAUCUCUGCCUCUUGUCUCUCACUCUCUAUCGUCCGAACCCUAGCCCACUGCCCACAUCUGCAUCUCUUUCUCGUCUUUCUCCAGUCGCCGGAGGCCCAAAUUAUUCCCUGGUGAGUGGCGACUGCAGUCAAUCUCGCGGUCUCACCUCAAUUUUUCUCGCUUGCAUUGAAGAAUCUGAGCAGAGUCAUUGCUACUAGGUUCAAGAAAGAAGCUGUGCUCCACCCAUAAUUUCGCGGUCUCGCCUCAAUCUCCCUCAGGGUUUACGCCAAAAACUUAAUAAAUUACGGAGUGAUACAUACAUUAAGUGAAUGGCGGAGUCAUCAGAGGGGGAGGAGGAAGGGAAGCUGACCGGAGGGGACCAACAGCUGGUAGUGGAUGACGAUCUUCAUGAGAUGGCCAAGAAGGCCGCCUGGAGUGUCAGCUCAUGCAAGCCCGGAAAUGGCAUCCUCUCUCUCCGUGAUGACAAUCUCGACACCUAUUGGCACAUUGUAUUUGGAAAUUGGUAGAUCAGACGGUGCACAGCCUGAUGUGGUGAAUAUUCAAUUCCAAAAGAAAGUUAAACUGCAGUUGGUUGUUCUUUAUGUUGAUUUCAAGCUUGAUGAGAGCUAUACGCCUAGUAAGAUUUCAAUUCGUGCUGGUGAUGGUUUCCACAAUUUGAAGGAGAUAAAAGCAGUGGAGCUUGUGAAGCCAACUGGCUGGGUUUAUAUAUCUUUAUCGGGGAGCGAUCCAAGAAACAUACUCGAGAAGAGACUGGUUCGGUACAUAGAAAUAAAGCACGGUCAUAUGUCCAUGGAAACAUUUGUGAAUACUUUCAUGUUGCAAAUAGCAGUUUUGUCAAAUCAUCUUAAUGGAAGGGAUACUCAUGUGCGCCAAAUCAAAGUUUAUGGACCUCGACGGAAUCCUUUUCCACGCCAACCAUUUCAGUUCACUUCUACAGAGUUCAUUUCUUACUCUACUGUAAGAUGAAGUGCACUUUUCUUAUCUGAAAUGAGGAAAUUCAAAACAAGUGGCUUGCGAAAUUCAAAUUUCGAAGUGUUGGUCCUUCUUCAGAACUGAUUACAGAUGGAAAAAAAAACACUUGUAGAAAUUUCAAAAGGAUUGCUAGUCAGUCAGUCACAUAUGAACGGUAACAUGUCUGUUUCAGAUCCUAUAAUUCUUGACCAUGGACUUUGAAUGUUUCAGUUCUUCCUUUUUGGCUAUUUAAAAAGGGACAUCUUGCUAGGGGACAUGCUAACCCCACAAAUUUUAAGUCCAUGACAAGAGAAUUUGUUGCUUCUUUUUGUACUAUUUUCUUGUAACAGACAACGGUUUUUUUAUGUUUGUGUUCAUUUCGUCGAGCGUGUUUUACUUCUAUUAGACUAUGAACUAGAUUGGAAUUCUAUGAUUUA
Molecule: messenger RNA, 1432 nt
Organism: Olea europaea var. sylvestris
Lineage: Eukaryota; Viridiplantae; Streptophyta; Magnoliopsida; Lamiales; Oleaceae
Product: anaphase-promoting complex subunit 10-like
Exons: 7
Coding region: 420-1010 (196 amino acids)
Biological process (GO): anaphase-promoting complex-dependent catabolic process; protein K11-linked ubiquitination
Cellular component (GO): anaphase-promoting complex
Source: RefSeq, a predicted model, not a curated record